This is a messenger RNA of Coregonus sp. 'balchen', 2472 nucleotides long. The record is from the annotation of a GenBank genome assembly. NCBI's taxonomy places the organism in Eukaryota, Metazoa, Chordata, Actinopteri, Salmoniformes, Salmonidae.
GUUUCCGUUAAGAUGGCUGUCGGUGCCUUCCCCAUCGCCAAGCUCCUCUACCUCGGUGUACGGCAGCUCAGCAAGCCCGUGGCCAACAGGCUCAAGGCCGGGGCUCUCCGGAGCGAGUUCUUCAAGACAUAUGUUUGUCUUCCGCCGGGACAGAGUAAGUAAUUUAGUUUCAUUGAAGCUACAGAGUGAGUGGUUCUGAUAACCGGGAGGUUGGGGAGAGUCGAAGGACGGGAGCGUCAUGUAAUAGCUAACCAAUAGAAUUCACCUGUCACUGCUACUAGGCCAAUAGUUUACAUGGGCAAUGGUCGUGAAGAACGCCUAUUGGUGACUUUAGGUGAUUGAAAUAGAAAUGGUCCAAUGAUACAGUAACUACGUCAGUCAGGAGGAUUAUCCAGCGAACCAUGAAGCCAAUUGGAGCGCGUUAAGAUUAAUGAUUGCAGGACUUCGUUCGUUUGUCAUUGAAGUUGUCUGUAGGAAAUUAAAUGGAAGUGCUUUUUUUUGCCCCUUAUUACGAAAGUACCGUACACUUUUACAUUACAGCGACCUCCAGCAUUAGUAUUACAGUAUUAGCUAUGUCAGUAUAGAUGUAAAGAGCUUUAUCUGAAUACAUAUAAUUUUGCAUGCGUACCAUGCUCUCUAUCUGAGCAGAAACAUGAAUAGAUUGAUCGCAAUGUGGGUCAAUAGGGUGCAACUGCACCCCGCAAUUCAUUGGCGUUCCUGCAUGUGGGCAUUUCUUCAUCUGCAGGAACACCCCCCUCGAGUAUCCCAUUGGUUCCUUCAUGAACGCAGGCGGGGCCAAGGACACUGUCUACCGGUCGCUACAUCAGAACCAUGAAAGCCAAUUGGAGCGCGUUAAAAUUAGUGAACGCAGGACUUCGUUCGUUUGUCAUUGAGGUUGUCUGUAGGAAAUGAAAUGGAAGUACUUUUUUGCCCCUUAAUACGAAUGUGCUGUACACUUUUACAUUACAGCGACCUCAAUGACAAUUCGGGGCGUUCCUGCAUGUGGGCAUUUCUUCAUCUGCAGGAACGCCCCCCCUCGAGCAUCCCAUUGGUUCCUUCAUGACACCGGUCGCCCCCACCUCCUGCUAGCACAGCGUGGGGGGGGGGGGUGUGUAUCAAUAUUUACUUUAGUGUGGUGGUUAUAUCAGUAUUUACUUUAGUGUGGUGGUGGUGGUUAUAUCAAUAUUUACUUCAGUGUGGUGGUGGUGGUUAUAUCAAUAUUUACUUCAGUGUGGUGGUUAUAUCAAUAAUUGACUUCAGUAUGGUGGUGGUGGUUAUAUCAUAUUGUUACUUCAGUGUGGUGGUGGGUGGUUAUCAAUAUUUACUUCAGUGUGGGGGGGAUCAAUAUUUACGUUCAGUGGUGGUGGUGGUUAUCAAUAUUUUACUUCAGUGUGGUGUGGUAUAUCAAUAUUUACUUUAGUGUGGUGGUGGUUGGUUAUGCAAUAUUUUACUACAUUCAGUGUGGUGGUUAUAUCAAUAUUUACUUCAGUGUGGUGGUGGUGGUUAUAUCAAUAUUUACUUCAGUGUGGUGGUUAUAUCAAUAUUUACUUCAGUGUGGUGGUGGUGGUUAUAUCAAUAUUUACUUCAGUAUGGUGGUGGUGGUUAUAUCAAUAUUUACUUCAGUGUGGUGGUGGUGGUUAUAUCAAUAUUUACUUCAGUGUGGUGGUGGUGGUUAUAUCAAUAUUUACUUCAGUGUGGUUGUGGUUAUAUCAAUAUUUACGCGUAAGGGUUUCCACUGACAUUUCUCGCAUAAUUCCUUUUACUGACACAAAAAGGCCUGUCGGUGCGGCAACAAGUAGAUGACAGCGUGUCACACAGUGCUACCAAAACAAAGAUCUACACACAUGCAAGAGGCAUGUCUCUCUUAAUACAAAACAUGGAUUUACUAUCUCUCUGAAUUUUCUCAGGUUUUUCUGGAUAAAUAUCAGCCUGUGUGUCCCUGGGCCUGUACCUGGCUUGUGUUCAUACCACCUGUUGUAUAAAGUAGUAAUGGCACCGGUUCUCUCUCUCUGAUUCCCUCCCGCUCUAGUUUACCACUGGGUGGAGAUGAAGACCAAGAUGAGGAUCAUGGGUUUCCGGGGUGCCACCAUCAAGCCCCUGAACGAGGAGGCGGCAGCAGAGCUGGGUGCAGAGCUGCUGGGGGAGGCCAUCAUCUUCAUCAUCGGGGGAGGGUGUAUGAUCCUAGAGUACAGCAGACAGGCGGCCAACUCUAAGAGGAAGGAAGAAGAGCUGAGUCACACCAUUGGCAGUCUGCAGACACAGAUAGGAGAGCUGGCCCUGAACACAGAGACACUGGAUGCCAGGCUGAGGGAGGUCAACCGGCUGCUACUCUCCUUACCUCCUCCAGCCCUAGCACAGUCUUCUCCUACUACCACGCAACUUCCUGUUUCUGAUCCUACUACCACGCAACUUCCUGUUUCUGAUCCCGCUCCCACGCUGGCUUCCUCUUCCGUGGAUCCCAGCCAAAAGUGA